Molecule: messenger RNA, 1994 nt
Organism: Drosophila arizonae
Lineage: Eukaryota; Metazoa; Arthropoda; Insecta; Diptera; Drosophilidae
Product: NEDD8 ultimate buster 1
Biological process (GO): regulation of ubiquitin-dependent protein catabolic process
Molecular function (GO): protein binding
Source: RefSeq, a predicted model, not a curated record
CAAUUAAGGCUGGACCGCUUUGAUGUCGCAGAUCGAUAACAUCUUCAACCAGGUGCGAGCGCGCCUGCAGACACAAGGCAUCAAACUCUGGGAGGAGCCAUACUAUUCCGAUGGCUUGGGCAGCAUUGAGGCCUCAAUUGAACGCUUAGCCGAGGAGUACAGCGUCGACUUGGGAAUCGACGCCUCAAGAUGCAAAUACGUGAUCAUCGAGCUGCAGGAUAAUGCUCUGCGUAAGUUGGCGGCACGUCGAGAAUUCACCGAAACGGGCCUCGCAACGUUCAGGGUCCGACGCGUCGACAAUCGCAAUGGCACCACUAGCAUACUGGACAUCAAAUGUGACCUAAACGAGCUGGGCUCCAAGCUACAGCAGCUGAUUGCGGCCAAGCUGGAGCUGGGCGAAGCCGAUGAAGUCAAGUGCAUUGCAGCGGGGCACAUCAUCUCGCCGAACGCAACGCUAACUGCACAGCAGCUGAAGAACAACCAGCAACUCAUUGUCAUCAUUUGCAGGCGGGACGACCAAAACGGCGCCUUGCAUGAUAGAAUCGCCAAGAUCAAAGCUGAUGUAGAGGCGGUGGUGGCAUCCCAGAGUCAGCUUAUGGAGAUGGAGGAUCAGGAUGGCAAUCCGGUGUUUCUGCCGCCGAACGAGAAUCGCGCUCUGCUAACGGGUUUGGGUUACUGCGAGAAGGCGCGUGCUGCAAUGCAACGCGAGGAUUACGAGGAGGCGCUGCUGUUGCUGCUAGAGGCGGAUGAACAGUUCAGUGCGUGUGAUUCCAAGUUGCUUGAGUCGGUGGAUAAUUAUGCACUGCUCAACUUGGACAUAGUCUGGUGCUAUAUGUGCCUGAAGAAUGUCUCCCAGCUGCCGGAUGCCGAUCGGCGUUUGAGCAUCUGUGAACGUAGCUUCAAACGUAGCUACGGCGAGAACUAUUCGCGUCUUUAUGCGCUCAAGGGUCGCGGAUGUCCAGAGCGCGCGCUCAUCAUGCGGCUACAGCUGCUCCAGGGCAUCGUGCUUUACCAUCAGAAUCAGCGAGACGCCGCCUACGAGCGCUUAGAGGCAGCUGGCAUUGUGUUAAGCGAGCUAAAGGUUAACGACGAGCAAUUGCUGCUGCUCGUGGAGAUGGGCUUCGAGGUGAGUGAGGCACGCCUCGCCUUGCGCUCCUGCUCGGGCGACGUGGAACGAGCGGUGCAGUAUAUCCAACAGCGCAAGCAGCAGUUAUUAGACGCUCGCAAGCAAUCGAAGGAGGAGCGGGCCAUGCACCGACGCUAUGCUAAGCAGGCGACCCAGGAAAGUGACUGGGUGAAUCCUCGCAGUGUAUGCACUCUCACCGAAAUGGGAUUCGAGCGGCGCCUGGCGGCUGCAGCGCUGCGACGCACCGAAAACGAUGUAGCACGCGCAGUGGAGCUGCUGCAAACUAACUCUGCCGAGCUGCGCGACUCGUUGCCUGAAUCGCAAAGCGUGGAUGCAGUGCUGCUGGCAGCCUUGUUGCAGCUGGGGUUUAAGGAACCAGCUGCUCGGGCUGCUCUCGAAAGCGCAGAAAACAAAUUGGAGAGGGCAACGGACUUUCUGCUCAAAGCCAUCCAGAGCGAGGAGGAGCUGCUGCAAACUGUGGAGCGCGUCACAGAACUGGCUAAAAGGGGGGCUAUCGAGCUGAAUGGAGCAUCCACUUCGCAGGCAGCCGAGGGGGCACCAUCCAGAUUCCUCAUAGAUGCCGUGUUGCAAAAGGCCAAGGCCGAGGUGGAGGCAUAUCAGGCAUUCAAGCGCCUGAAUGCUGACUUGACUAACACUGAUCAGGAUUACCUGGAUUUGCCGUUGCUGCAGGAGGAACAGUUACUGGCCGAGUACCGCAAUUUGCUAGAGCAAUAAAAUGAGGCAACCGAGGCUGCUGCAACUUUUGCCUGUUUGUUGUUAGUGUCUAAACGAUUGAAUUUAAUUACGUUCGUUACGGCGGCUCCGGCACGCUAUAUAAAACCGGUUUAAUACAUUCGGAUAACUGUAA